Messenger RNA from Cuculus canorus (common cuckoo), 1879 nucleotides. RefSeq names its product death associated protein 3 (gene DAP3). Gene Ontology annotation, molecular function: structural constituent of ribosome. NCBI's taxonomy places the organism in Eukaryota, Metazoa, Chordata, Aves, Cuculiformes, Cuculidae. The transcript is spliced from 11 exons. Gene Ontology annotation, biological process: apoptotic process. The coding region runs from base 165 to 1229 and encodes 354 amino acids. Gene Ontology annotation, cellular component: mitochondrial small ribosomal subunit; mitochondrial ribosome. The record is from RefSeq and is a predicted model, not a curated record.
CCUUCCGGGCCGGACGAGCCUCGCUGGGGCAACACUGGGCGGGUCCUGCGCCGAGUGUCCCUGCCCAGCACCCGUAGCGGCUGCACUUCGCUGCUCGGCACCCGUAGUGGCUGCGUGUCAUUCGCCGUUUCCGGUGCUGUCCGUGGGGUCGCGGUGGCGGAAAAAUGCUGAGAAGCCUGAGAGGACUUGUCUGCCAUCCUCAAAAGUUGGACCAUCGGUACGCCCUCCAUACGGCAGCCAAGGAUUGCUUAAGCUCCCUUGUCAAACAGGAUGUCCAAACACCGGCAGAAGGACCAAGAGCAGUUUUCUACACCAGCGAGAACGACCCGGCCAACCACGCUGAGCACCACGAGGGUCGCCACUACACCAUCCCACUUGAGGAGGUGAAGGCUGUGUUUCCACACGGACUGCCCCAUCGCUUCCAGCAGCAGAUUAAGACCUUCAACGAAGCCUGCCUGAUGGUGCGAAAACCAGCUCUAGAACUCUUUGCUUACUUGAAAAAGUCUAACUUCGCGCACCCAGCUGUCAGAUACGUGAUCUAUGGUGAGAAAGGAACCGGGAAGACCAUGACUUUGUGUCACGUGGUUCACUACUGCUCAAGGCAAGGCUGGCUGGUGCUGCACAUCCCAGAUGCUCAUCUCUGGGUGAAAAACUGCAGGGAGCUUUUGCAGUCUUCUUACAACAAAGAUCGGCUCGAUCAGCCUUUGCAAGCAUCUUUUUGGCUGAAGAACUUCAAAACCUCAAACGAGCGCUUCCUAAAAGAGAUAAAAACACAAAGAAAAUAUGUGUGGGGCAAACGAGACAGCACGGAGGAGGGCAGACCGCUGGGUGAGGUGGUGGAGCAGGGUUUAGCUCGUGUGAGAAACGCCAGCGACGCUGUUGGGGUUGUGCUGAAAGAGAUAAAGCAGCAAUGUCACCUUGGCUUCUUCCGGCUCCUUGUGGCGGUGGAUGGCGUCAAUGCACUCUGGGGAAGGACCACGCUGAAAAAGGAAGACAAAAGUCCUGUUUCUCCAGAGGAACUGACACUUGUGUACAACCUGAGGAAGAUGAUGAGGAACGACUGGCGACAGAGGACGGGCACAGGGUUCCUGCAUCGCCCAAGAGGUCAGGUCAGAACAGACAGUGCUGUUCCCGAUUCCUGUGCGAAACCCAAGUGUCUCGCCCCAAGCCGGAGGGGUUUAAUUACCAUUAACGCAUUCUUUGAACUAAGGAGGGCUUUUGGUUCCUGAACGUUUUAGUGUAGGAGAGCAACUCGCGCUCUGUUUUCAAUGCCCUGCAUGCCAGCGUCUCUGACAGGGCGCCUUCAGGUUUAAAAGGAUGUGGAGAAAUUGCUAAAAUAGAUGGGUUGGUUGCACAGAAAGCCAUUUGGAGGUGAGUGACGCGUCUGGACACAGCACUGGGAGCAUGAGCUGUGCGUCCCCUGCGCUGGGUGUGGCAAGGGUUCAUGUAGUCAUAGAAUCAUAGAAUAGUUUGGGUUGGAAGGGACCUCAAAGCCCAUCCAGUUCCACCCCCUGCCAUGGGCAGGGACACCUCCCACUGGCUCAGGGGCUCCAAGCCCAAUCUAACCUGGCCUUGAAACCCUCCAGGGCUGGGGUAGCCACAACCUCCCCUGGGCAACCUGUUCAUGUCCCACCACUGUCAUGGUGAAGAAAUUCUUCUUAAUGUCUAGUCUAAAUCUGCCCCUCUCCAGUUUAUCCCCGUUCCCCCUCGUCCCAUCCCCACAAGCCUUUAUGAACAGCCCCUCUCCAGCUUUCCUGGAGCCCCUUCAGGUACUGGAAGGUCACUCUAAGGUCUCCUGGGAGCCUUCUCUUCUCCAGGCUGAACCCCAACUCUCUCAGCCUGUCCUCGUACAGGAGGUACUCCAGCCCUUGCAUCAUCU